UUUGAUUAUAUAAGGAUUUUAUCUAAACCCUGAUAAGAAAGGAUUUCUGGUUUACACUCGGUGUAAAUGGAGGAACAGUUGGCGAAUCGUUCGAGACCAGUUCCAUUGACCCAUCCCUAGUCUACAGUUAUAUAUGUUUAUUGUAUCCAGAUUCAUUCCUUAAAGGUCACAUAAUUAAUCAACGAAGUAGAUCGCUUUGUUAAUAAUUAUUUAUAAUCUAUUUAAAACUGACUGCAUUAUUGUAAUGUAUUUUCUGUUUCAUUAUUGUUAGGCUUAUUUUAUUUAUUUUUUUCACAGUAUCUUACAAUGUAUUUUAAUGUUUACAGAAAUAAGAAAAUGGGUCGUGCAUGGUACAUGGAUGAUUCUACAGAGGAUCAAAGGCUGGAACACCACCGAAAUCCUCCCAAGUUCAUUUCUAUGCGUGAAUUAUAUAAAGUGUCUGGUGUUGAAUAUUUUUCGGAAAUCAAUUUUAUAUUGAAUGAAAAUAUUGACCUUUUGGAAAAAAUAAAGAAAGAAAGAAAUUAUACUUAUGAGGAUGAAUUAACAUGUUCCAAAGAGUGCUUGCCAAAUUAUGAAGAAAAGAUCAAAUCAUUCUUUCAAGAACAUUUGCAUACUGAUGAGGAAAUUCGUCUGGUAUUACAAGGUUCUGGAUACUUUGAUGUAAGAGACACCAAUGAUGAAUGGAUACGAAUUGAAGUUACCCCUGGGGACUUACUGAUUAUACCUAAGGGAAUCUACCACAGAUUUACCCUUGAUAUGAAUAAUUUUAUCAAAGCUAAGAGAUAUUUUGUUGGUGAACCAGUAUGGACACCACACAAUAGACCAGCCGAUGAAAUGCCUUGCAGAAAACAAUAUUUAGCUAAAAUGAAUGGGCUAAAAGCUUAAUAUUGUUAAUGAUAUGUCAAAUAUAUCAUUGUGAUGUGAAUAAUCUGUUAAUAUAUUACAUUUAAAAUUUAGUUUUUUUUUGUUUUCCCUAUGCCAUAGUCAUUGGUCAUUCGACCAUCCGACAUCUUGCUGCCCAAUAUAAGUUUGAUUUUUGUAUGUAAUCAUUUACAUAUGUUUGAUUCUUUAUAUCCGUCAAAGCAGAACAUUCGUUUAGGUGGUCUGCAUCCAUUUCCGCUUCUUCACAUAAUUUACAUCUAGGAUCCUCAGCCACGCCUAUCUUGGGGAGAUAGCCGUGACCAGUGGCCAGGCGGAAGCAGGCUACUGCAUCUCUUCUUGGUAGGUCUGCUGGGAUCGGGUUUUCCACCAAACAUCCAUAACGUUUCCCUUCCACCUUGUCUUUGUGUAUAUUUUUUGUUUCCUCCUUCACUACCAUCCUCACCAUUCACCGAAUUGAAUCGUAGGAUUUUGGAUACACUGUUUGUGGCAGUUCUGUUCCCCUCCUGGCGAGACUAUCCGCUUCUUUAUUUCCUGGAAUACCACAAUGGCUCGGAAUCCACUGAAGGACCACAUUGGUGCCUCGGAGUGUUAGAUCGUAGAGAAGGGAUUUGCACUCCAAGAUAGCACUCGACAUACAUUUAUUCACGUCAGUAAUGGCAUUUAAAAUUUAGUGUAAAUAUCUAUUUUGUUUAUAUUGUUAUAUUUUAAAACCUUUUUGGUCUAAAGUAUUUUUUUUUAUUUUAUUAUUU
This is a messenger RNA of Nezara viridula (southern green stink bug), 1631 nucleotides long. NCBI's taxonomy places the organism in Eukaryota, Metazoa, Arthropoda, Insecta, Hemiptera, Pentatomidae. The record is from the annotation of a GenBank genome assembly.